This is a messenger RNA of Recurvomyces mirabilis, 1269 nucleotides long. RefSeq lists its product as uncharacterized. NCBI's taxonomy places the organism in Eukaryota, Fungi, Ascomycota, Dothideomycetes, Mycosphaerellales, Teratosphaeriaceae. Gene Ontology annotation, molecular function: triacylglycerol lipase activity. The record is from RefSeq and is a predicted model, not a curated record. Gene Ontology annotation, biological process: lipid catabolic process. The transcript has a single exon. The coding region runs from base 1 to 1269 and encodes 422 amino acids.
AUGAAGUCACAAGUCAAGAUCCUCGCUUCGAUAGCUGUACUUGUAGCAAGCGCCACAGCUAAAUCAGACUUCGCCCCGCUACCACCAACGCAGGAUCCAUGGUACACUGCUCCGCGCGACUACGAAUCAACGCAACCCGGCUCGAUCCUCCGUUUACGCGUAGCACCUGGAAACCUCACCGCAGUCUUCAAUGCCAGCUCGGCGGCCUACAACAUUCUCUUCCGGACGACAAACAGCCUCUACCAACCCUCCUGGGCCGUAACCACGCUCCUCAUCCCCAGCCAUGUCAACGCCGCCGCAAACACUAGUGCGGGCGCCCUUCUCUCCUAUCAGAUCCCAUACAACAGCCCAAAUGUCGACGCCUCACCAAGCUACGUCCUCUCCUCACCGGACUGGGGCGGCUCCGAACCCUUGAACACCGACAUCCAGUCCGCUCUCCGAGCAGGCUGGUACGUCAACAUCCCCGACUUCGAGUCCCAUACCGCUUCCUUUUCGAACGGCGUGACAGAAGGCAACACCGUUUUAGACUCCAUCCGUGCUGUUCUAAACCCUGGCUUCGGUCUCGAUUCUAGUACCACUCGGACUGCAUUAUGGGGCUACUCCGGCGGGAGUCUAGCAAGCGAAUGGGCGGCUGAACUCCAACGCUCUUAUGCUCCUGACCUUACCAUCGCGGGAGCAGCACUCGGAGGCCUCGUAAGCAACGGUACGAGCGUCCUAGCGCACGCCUCGGAACAAUGGUGGAGUGGGCUCCUCCCUGGUUUCUUACUAGGUCUCACGGCCGAGUAUCCCACCGCACGUUCUUACCUUCUCUCCCAGCUCAAGCAGUCAGGACAGUACAACGCGACUAAAUUCCUCUCAGUCAUGAACGGCACGGUAGAGGAUGCCUUUGUCACCUUCGCCAAUCAGCCAAUCUUCUCCUACUUUGUCGAUGGCUCCGUUAGUCUCGACGAUCCCUUGAUCACGGAUUUGGUAAACAAUAAUGGGCAAAUGGGAUACCAUGGGAUCCCGCAGAUGCCAUUGUACAUCUACAAAGCUGUUCGGGACGAGAUCACUCCGAUCACGGAUACGGAUGAUUUAGUGAAGAGAUACUGCGAGGUUGGAGUCAACACAUUGUACGAAAGAAACACUAAUGCUGGACAUUUGGCCGAGGAGACGAAUGGCGAUGCUUCUGCUUUUGCUUGGUUGAACGAAGUGCUUGGAGGGACGUACAGCCAUAGUGGCUGCACUAUCAGGGACGUUUUUCUGAACGUCACGAAUUCGCCACAGUAG